AUGCUCCGUGCUGCUCUGCGCUUCCGGCUGGUAGCGCAGUGGUUGGCGCCUGGCUCUGCGCCCCCUCGGCCCGGCGAGUGCCUGGUGCCGAAGGGACCUGGGGUCGACAGGGCUGCAGGGCUUUCUCUGACACUGGGUUUUUCACUGCUCUCAGCGGAUUGGACGGCGGAAGAGCGGCUCCCGUCGCCUAUGCGCAUGCGACUCCCCCCCACCCGCGUGCAGAGGGAGCGGGGUGCCGGCGAGGGUGAAGGCCCCGAGACCCGCACGCUAGAGCCCGCGGGUGGCCGGAACCGGACGGGGGCGGCUGGGAGCAGGUGCAGGCACGCGGUGCCUGGGGAAGGCGAGCAGGUGCGAGAGCAGGCGCGUAGGGCACAAACUCCUCCAUGGCCUCCGCUGUUCCAAGGAAGAAAAGAGGAGGAGGAAAUUAGCCCUGAAAUUGAGCCCUCUGGGAGCGCCCAGAGAGCCCAGCCACAGUGCGGGAGGGGCGGGGAGGAGGGCUCGCCUGGACUUCUUACGCCCUGGGGCUAUUUCGAGGAGCAGGGCUCCCAGGCGCCGCCCGUGCGCGAGGGCGCACUCUGGCCCAGUGCCUGCCUGCCUAACUCUCCACGCCUCCAGCUGCAAGCACUCAGCAAGAGUUUCCGGAAACCUCUGCAUCCGGCCGUUCCCAGGCUCUCCUGGAUCGAAAUUCGGGCUCGCAAACUCCUGCUCUCCCAACAACGUCUGGCAGGGCGAAUGGAAGAGGGCCGUUGGCGCUCGGGAGCGCGCACUUGGAGGGUCGGGAGAGACUGGCUCCCCGGCCAGGGCCUUGUAGUGGCCGGACACGCCAAGUGGGACUCUCUAGAUAAUUCUGGACUGAGGACAGUGGCCAGGCAGGGGACCAGAGGAUGA
Rangifer tarandus platyrhynchus (Svalbard reindeer) is the source of this 888-nucleotide messenger RNA. The record is from the annotation of a GenBank genome assembly. NCBI's taxonomy places the organism in Eukaryota, Metazoa, Chordata, Mammalia, Artiodactyla, Cervidae.